ACCGCUUUCGCUUUCCCUUCGCGGUGCCCACUCCACUCCUUGUGCGGCGCUAGGCCCCCCGUCCCGGUCAUGGCCAUGCUCAGGGUCCAGCCCGAGGCCCAAGCCAAGGUGGAUGUGUUUCGUGAAGACCUCUGUACCAAGACAGAGAACCUGCUCGGGAGCUAUUUCCCCAAGAAGAUUUCUGAGCUGGAUGCAUUUUUAAAGGAGCCAGCUCUCAAUGAAGCCAACUUGAGCAAUCUGAAGGCCCCAUUGGACAUCCCAGUGCCUGAUCCAGUCAAGGAGAAAGAGAAAGAGGAGCGGAAGAAACAGCAGGAGAAGGAAGACAAGGAUGAAAAGAAGAAGGGGGAGGAUGAAGACAAAGGUCCUCCCUGUGGCCCAGUGAACUGCAAUGAAAAGAUCGUGGUCCUUCUGCAGCGCUUGAAGCCUGAGAUCAAGGAUGUCAUUGAGCAGCUCAACCUGGUCACCACCUGGUUGCAGCUGCAGAUACCUCGGAUUGAGGAUGGUAACAAUUUUGGAGUGGCUGUCCAGGAGAAGGUGUUUGAGCUGAUGACCAGCCUCCACACCAAGCUAGAAGGCUUCCACACUCAAAUCUCUAAGUAUUUCUCUGAGCGUGGUGAUGCAGUGACUAAAGCAGCCAAGCAGCCCCAUGUGGGUGAUUAUCGGCAGCUGGUGCACGAGCUGGAUGAGGCAGAGUACCGGGACAUCCGGCUGAUGGUCAUGGAGAUCCGCAAUGCUUAUGUGAGGAGGCAAGGGCAGGGCAGGGGUGGGCAGAGGCAGCUUUCCCAGGCCACCCACUCCCUGACCCUGCAGGCUAGGGGUUAAGGGUGACAAAGCUCAGCUUCUCCACAAGGCUAGAAAUGGGGCACAGAGCCACUGGAGGCCUCUGACUGACCUCUACUCCCUGGCCCUGUAGGCUGUGUUAUAUGACAUCAUCCUGAAGAACUUCGAGAAGCUCAAGAAGCCCAGGGGAGAAACAAAGGGAAUGAUCUAUUGAGAGCCCUCUCUCCCAUUCUGUGAUGAGUACAGCAGAGACCUUCCUGCUUUUUACUGGGGACUCCAGAUUUUCCCCAAACUUGCUUCUGUUGAGAUUUUUCCCUCACCUUGCCUCUCAGGCACAAUAAAUAUAGUUAUACCACUGCC
Molecule: messenger RNA, 1140 nt
Organism: Homo sapiens (human)
Lineage: Eukaryota; Metazoa; Chordata; Mammalia; Primates; Hominidae
Gene: PSME1
Product: proteasome activator subunit 1
Exons: 10
Coding region: 70-822 (250 amino acids)
Cellular component (GO): proteasome activator complex; proteasome complex
Molecular function (GO): endopeptidase activator activity
Source: RefSeq, marked reviewed